AUGCGUCAUGUUGAGAAAGAGAUUGAAGAAGAUGUAGAGGAACCCACCAUCAAAUCUGUGUCCAUUCAAACAGAAUUAACAAGUGGGAAGAUUGAUGAAAUGGAGCAAGAAAUCACUAGUCUGCGACAAGAGAAGGACAACCUUCAGAAAGAAGUGGCAGAAAAAUCGUUCGAUAUAGAGUCAUUUAAGGAUAACGAUAAGACGAAACCCUCUGGUCUUAAAGCUAAAGCUCAAACAUGGUCAUCAUACAAGCACCAUAAUACAGUCAAGUUUUUAAUUGGGAUAACACCACAGGGAGUAGUUUCGUUUUUGUCUAAGGCUUGGGGAGGGAGGGCUAAUGACAAGUGUAUCACUGAAAAUAGUGGUUUCCUAGGUCAUUUAUUACCAGGUAAUCUUGUUCUAGCAGAUCGUGGUUUCAAUAUUUUUGAAAGUGUUGGUUCACAACAUGCACAACUUAAUAUACCUGCUUUUACCAAAGGAAAGGCUCAGUUGUCAGCUGUAGAUAUAGAGACUACUAGAAAAAUAGCUCAGACUGUAAUACGAUAA
Messenger RNA from Stylophora pistillata, 546 nucleotides. RefSeq lists its product as uncharacterized. The record is from RefSeq and is a predicted model, not a curated record. Lineage: Eukaryota; Metazoa; Cnidaria; Anthozoa; Scleractinia; Pocilloporidae.